This is a messenger RNA of Diprion similis, 1247 nucleotides long. RefSeq lists its product as uncharacterized. The record is from RefSeq and is a predicted model, not a curated record. Bases 34 to 1131 code for a protein of 365 amino acids. The transcript is spliced from 5 exons. Gene Ontology annotation, molecular function: nucleic acid binding. Gene Ontology annotation, cellular component: nucleoplasm. NCBI's taxonomy places the organism in Eukaryota, Metazoa, Arthropoda, Insecta, Hymenoptera, Diprionidae.
GAUUUCAGUGUAUGAAGAUGAUAAACAAAAAAAAUGGCGGUAACCCGAGCAAUUGUAAAGCUAGCCCAUCACGAGCAACAAGAAUUGUGCGUAACGAGACCCACGUACAGACAAGGAAGAAAAUUAACGGCUGUGAAGGUGUAUACUGUAAAUGACGAAUCCCAACAUCUGAUGAUAUGUGGUGUGCCUAAGCUACAGCUCAGUGAGGAGGUAAGGAAGCUUGCAUCUCCUUACGGAGAUGUAAAAAAAGUCGCACUCGUCCCAGAGUAUCCCACAGAAGAAUUCACCGAGGCGUAUCAUGUGCAUUAUGGACGGAUUCAAAGCGCCAGAAUAGCCAAGCGAUUUAUAGAUUGUAAGAACUUCUACGGAGGGCUGCUACAUGUAUUCUAUGCGCCAGAAUUAGAAAGUAUAUCUGAAACACGAGCCAAACUAAUUCAAAGACGAAGAGACAUAGCUACCCGGAUAAAGAGAAAUCAGGAAGAUCCGGCAAACCCAGAAACAGACUCGUUCACCCCUAAAGAUCAAUACCACCGAAAGAAAAAAACACCUGCGCUGCCUCUCACUGAAGAUCGCCUUAGUCAAACAUACCCUGGAGAAUCUCUAACAUCAAUAUAUGAUGGGAUUCCUCGGUCAAUUGACCCGCGACCAGUCGCAGAACCAAGCCUACCGCAAAACUGGCCUUUGCCACAUAGUAGUAAAUCACUGCCUGACCAGGAACUACAAUUUGCACCAUAUCAACCAAACGAUGCUGUUCUGAUAGCUGCUAGUACAAGAAGCUCGACAAAUAUUUCCAGUAGGCCAGACUCUGUUAAGCAUAAAAACUACAAAGGGCAAAACAUCAAGGAGAGAAGAUUUGUUAAGCUUACAAGACCGUAUAUAAUAGACACACGGAAUAUGGCAAAGAUGACAACGCCACCGCAAAACAGUAUUGAUGAAAAACCAGUGUUUACGAAUAUCAAGAAGGUCGAAAGCAAUAUUAAAAUUAAACUAUUGCCUGAAAAGCAGAAAAAUAAAAAAAGGAUUGUCUUGAAAAAUCCAAAUACAAUUCGCCUGCUACAACCUGACACGGAUCUCCAGUCCUCUAUAAGUUUGGCAAAGUCCCAGAUCAGAGAAGCAAUGAAGAAAAAUUAGGCUUUAUUGUGAUGUACAAAUAUUUAUCGAUUUGUACGAUAACUUCGAAGGGUAUAAAAAUAUUUUAUUUCAAUUUAAUAAAUACACAGUUUAUACGACUUAUUGUUAAAUUCAUU